CCUGCGAACCACUCUAUAAAUGGUACCCUCGUAAUUUCUCGCAUCGCUCACGCCUUUCUGUUGGUCUAUACUCGUCAGCCCCCUAUUUUAUCACCCUAACUUUCCGACCUGUGGUUUCUCGUUUGCAUAGAAUAUACUAAACUCCUCGUUCAGGGUUGCCAGAGAUAUGAUGUGCCAUAGCGUACAGUUCCUGUAAUUCUCCUCACCGGUUGAUGUAGUUCUCAAACAGCAGCCAGUGGCUCGGUUGUCUUCCGUGCUCUUCCUUUUGUCUGUGCAAUAUGCGUUGCUUCUUCCAAGUCGUCCGACGAACUCUCAUCCAGUUCAUCGCUCGCAGGCAGUAUUUAGCCUAACUGAAAGUCAGCUUUCUCAUUCUGCUUGGUAUAUGUUGUCGUUGCGCUUUAUCUCCGGACAUUAUGGAGUACAAAAUUCUAUCGUUUGGUGAAACGUUGCUUGAAAUUCAUGAAACACAUGCGGGACAUCUUGAUGGAUUGACAUGCAUUGCUCCCACCAAAAAUGGGCCGCGCUGCUCAUCCAACUUGAUGAAGCGCAGUAAAAUACGCAGCAGUAUAAGGAAUCUCCUCUGCACCAUUCAGCGACCGACGCAUGAUUUCCGCGAACAGCUGUUGUCAAUUGUCUUGUGUGGACGUCAUACGAGGACGCAGACGCCUGCUAUGAAGAUACUCGGAGUUUGGGGGUUGAACGACAGAGAAGAGCCCGACGAUGAUAACGACUGCUCUGGGGAUAAUGGAGAUGCCCCUACGGACGAUGACACUCAAUCCGAUCCUUUCAAAAUCGGUACUACUCUACAACAGAGCCCGCAUUCGAGGACACCCAGUUUCAAAACACCGCCGUCCUCGCCCGUACGAUCUUUGUCGUUUGCGCAAUCCCCUCCGACGAGCCUGUCCACUCCAAGGAGGCAGUCCACUCCACGGAGGGAGUCCACUCCACGGAGGCAGUCCACUCCAAGGCGGCGGUCCAUUCUGCGAGGGCAGUCCCCUCCAACAAGUCCAUCUACACAGAAUCCCUCCAGCAGCACCCAGCUACCUUCUGAACAUGAUGGCGCCAGCAGCAAACGGCGAUACUACCGCCCCCCGCUGAAUCGACAGAAUUCGCCCGUAUCCGCAAUCACCGGCAGACGUAUAUCACAUCCUAUUCCUUCGAGCCCGCCUCGGUCCGCCAAUGGCUCAAAUUCGCCUAAGGCUUCUACCACACCCGCGCGUCGUCCGCCAGUGAGAGGGCGGAGACCCCAUAGCCAGGGGGCGGAUGAAGUGUAUGGCGGGUACCGAACAAUGCCCAGCGGAAUGCAACUGAAUGGGUCUGUAUCGAUGCCAGAAACCCCUCUCUCACCGAGUCCGAGGAGUGGAGCACAUUCUAGCACCGGGAAAUGGAUGAGAUCGCAUGGGGGUUCGGAGGAAGUAUAUGAAACGUCGGAAAUACCUGGUGCAAUACAACUGGACGGGACUGCAUCGACAACAGAGAUCCCUCUCACACCGAGCCCUGAUAGUCGGGUACAUCAUGACAUGUGGAGGGGUUUCCUCCUGCCCAUAUUCAGGCUUAUUAACAAUCUUCCGGCUAGAGCAGGGAUCUCCAGUCCCAAUGUUGUGCAUCCCUUGAAUACGCCUGCCGGCGAAGGUGUGGCAUCUAACCAACCAUCUCCGCGACCAAAGCCCCCCAUCGAACCUGGCCGAAUCGAUGAUGAGAUUAGGAAAAGGUUGUUAACAGGACCGAGGUCACACCCCAAUAUCAUUCACGAUGACGGCACAGUAUAUAUCUGGAAGCAUAAAAUGGAGAAUCCCCCCUUGGUGAAGAUCGGCUGCACGACGGGAACGACUAGCAGCCGGCGACCGUGCGAAAGAGAUGCCUACGAACUCAAAGCAGGGACCAAACUCUGGAUCAAAGGCUUGUAUAUGCUCGCAGAACAGCUCUGUUUCAAAGAGUUGGCCGAUCGCCAAGAGACGCCUGUGCGAUGCGGAAUCUGUUCAAUAUCACACAAGGAAUACUAUCGCGUAUCCGCCGAACACGCCGAACGAGUUAGGCUGCGGUGGUUGAGAUGGCUACGCGAAGAGCCAUACGAUGAGGAUGGCUACCUAAAGCCGUUUUGGGAUGAAAGGCUACUCAAACUAGAACUCAAUCUGACCCGACCGGACAGCCUUGAGGCCCGAUACGAACGCUGGACGUGGUUUACGAACCCGUGGCUAUGGGAUGAGUUUUGCUGGCGGAAUGAGCUGCAAAUUUCUCUGCUUCUACAAAAUUGGAUACCUUUGCUUGGAGUAAUUUCUCUGGCCGUUGUCAUCGCUGUACUGAAUUCAUCUUUGGGAUUUUGGCCCACUUGUGUAGUGGUAGGAUUACUCGUGCUGUUCAUGAGUUGGAUUUGGUGGACCAGUAUAGCUCGUGUUCACAAGGUUCCUAAGAACCGGGCGAGGAAGAGAAAGAAGAGCUGAUAGGGUAGGUCAUUACGAUUUACGAAACAAUUCAAUGUGCUCACGAA
Molecule: messenger RNA, 2488 nt
Organism: Eremomyces bilateralis CBS 781.70
Lineage: Eukaryota; Fungi; Ascomycota; Dothideomycetes; Eremomycetales; Eremomycetaceae
Exons: 1
Coding region: 414-2441 (675 amino acids)
Source: RefSeq, a predicted model, not a curated record